This is a messenger RNA of Lagenorhynchus albirostris (white-beaked dolphin), 775 nucleotides long. Its product is annotated as histone H2B type 1-C/E/F/G/I-like. The transcript has a single exon. The record is from RefSeq and is a predicted model, not a curated record. Bases 1 to 381 code for a protein of 126 amino acids. Gene Ontology annotation, cellular component: nucleosome. NCBI's taxonomy places the organism in Eukaryota, Metazoa, Chordata, Mammalia, Artiodactyla, Delphinidae. Gene Ontology annotation, molecular function: DNA binding; structural constituent of chromatin; protein heterodimerization activity.
AUGCCAGAGUCAGCCAAGUCCGUUCCUGCCCCGAAGAAGGGCUCUAAGAAGGCAGUGACCAAGGCGCAGAAGAAGGAUGGCAAGAAGCGCAAGCGCAGCCGCAAGGAGAGUUAUUCUGUGUACGUGUACAAGGUGCUGAAGCAGGUCCACCCGGACACCGGCAUCUCGUCCAAGGCCAUGGGCAUCAUGAACUCGUUCGUCAACGACAUCUUCGAGCGCAUUGCGGGCGAGGCGUCGCGCCUGGCGCAUUAUAACAAGCGCUCGACCAUCACGUCCAGGGAGAUCCAAACGGCCGUGCGCCUGCUGCUGCCCGGGGAGCUGGCCAAGCACGCUGUGUCUGAGGGCACCAAGGCUGUCACCAAGUACACCAGCUCCAAGUAAACUUGCCAAGUAAGCGUCUUUACACCUAACCCCAAAGGCUCUUUUAAGAGCCACCCACAUGUCCACAAAGAGAGUUGUAACCUGCUGCUUAUUUUCUAUAAGUUCAAGUUUGGCCAAAAGUACUGUGCAUUAAUUAGAAAACAAAGGUAGAGAAAUUUGUAAGUCCUAUUAAUGGGUCUAAGGAAUGACAAGCGAAGCUGUUAAAAGCACUGCCAGGUUGUUGGGUUUUGGCAUUGUUGUGUCAAAUGUUAUCCAUUACCUGUUGCAAUUAGGGGGUCACCGCAAGUAUAAAGUCAGCUAUUUUUUGAGUCCCAGUGAUCAAUGUACUGUAAUUGACCUACAGCUAUCUGAACAUGAAAAUUAACUGCGUAGGCGGCUGGUGGUUUGUAAUACG